CACGGCCCUGAGGGCAGCUGACCUGAGCAAACACAGCCUUGGAGAACCUGCCCGUGAUGACCAUCAGCCACCUGGUCAAUCUCAAGAUUCUGCACUUGAAAGGAAAUCCCUGGAGGUGUAACUGCAGCUUAGUGGACUUCACCAUCUUCUUAAUAGUGACAAACAUAGAAUAUCCAGAUAACAUAAACGCUACUUGCAAAGCGCCUUCAGAGUUGGAGGGGUGGCCCUUGACCCUCGUGGGAAACCCACUCAGAUACAUGUGCCUCAUCCAGCUGCACAGAGGAGACUAUGCCUUCCUAUUCAUGGUUGGUUUCUUAAUCUUUGCUGCGGGCAUAAUUGCUGCCUGGAUUACUGGAAUGUGUGCAGUGCUCUGUGAAGUUAUCCAUCGAAAGACUGAAGAGACAUUUAUAGCAGAAUAUGCCUCAAAUCUUGAUGAUUCUUCUGAUUCUGAAGACAUGUCCUACAAAUUAAAACUGAUGGAUGAUGAUAUGUAUGGUUCCACCCGCACUCAUUAUGUUUAGAUGCCAUAGACCAAAGCCAGAUGUGCCUUCCCAGAGGAUCCCAGUUCCCUUUAUUGCCCUCUCUUUCCUGCCUCUUCAUGCUGUCCUUAUAAAUUAAAUAAUAUGAACAAAAUAAAAAAAUUCAAUGAUUACCA
Monodelphis domestica (gray short-tailed opossum) is the source of this 655-nucleotide messenger RNA. It is a transcript of the gene LRRC52, whose product is annotated as leucine rich repeat containing 52. The record is from RefSeq and is a predicted model, not a curated record. Lineage: Eukaryota; Metazoa; Chordata; Mammalia; Didelphimorphia; Didelphidae.